AUGGUGCGCCUAACGUUCGACCUCUAUGAUCACAUCAUUGAACAGUUGGCAAAUAUCGACAUUCGGUCGAUACGUAACUGCGCACUUGUCUGCAGCGAUUUCCUGAGGCUUAGUAGAAGACACCUAUUUCGCAGCAUUACACUGGACUCAACUAAGCCAAAGUAUACACGCCGGUUGGAACGUCUCUUGAACAGAAACCCGUCAAUAGUAAGAAACAUUCGGGACGUGACGUUGGAGCACAACAUCAAUCAGCGGAACAUCGGACCGCACGUUUUGAACCGCCUCCACCGCGUCAGAAAAUUCACUCUACAACUCUGCGAUGGGACGGAAUGUGAUUUCUGUGGAGAUUCUCAGUACGAUUGGGGAGGGUUAUCAGCCCGCCAUAGGACCUACUUCUACUCUUUCAUCCGGUCAAACACUAUCGUCCAUUUGACGUUGGCAAAUAUCCAGAAUAUUUCCGCGACGUUUCUGAGAUGCCUACCAUAUCUUGCAGUCUUGGAGGUCGACAAUGUUUCUAUGCUCGAUUCACCUUUUGACAGGAGUCAUUGUGACAGCGAUUCAAUGGGAAUUCCGAAGUUGGUCAAAAUCUGGAGUCGAAGAAGCAACCUGAUCCCUCUUCAAAAUCUCCUUGGCGAUGAACAUUCCAACAUUAUGCCGGCCGUAGAUCUGACUUACCUGGAGGAUAUCGGCGUUGCUCUGGACGAUGACCCUGCAGGCAUGGAGUUUUUGGGAUUUGUAUUGCAGAACACCGAAAACUUAAAAUCCGUCACACUCUCAGCGUCUGAUGAAUGCCAAACCACUUUUAAAGGAAAAGUCGCUUCAAAACUGAACAAGCAUUCGUUAAAAACAUUGAAGACGAUAAAGAUGAUGGUUAUGAUUGAAGACCAUGAAACGGAUCCUUACCUAUCUUUUAUGGAUGAACUGGAGCAAAUUGGAGGAAAGAAUGUGUUGGAAACACUUUCCAUCGAGAUCGAAGCUGAGACAAAUUGUCACCCAACAACGGAGCUUUCGAAAUGGGCGGAACUCAGUCGCGUACUUGCUGCAACAGAUGCAUUUCCUCAUCUGCGCUCGGUGUCGCUGAAGGUCACACUAAAUUGGUGCCUCAAUACUCGCCCGGAUGAGCUGCAAGCACGACUUCAACACAUUGGCGUGGAAGUAUUUAGGUCUCUGCGGGAAAACGACAAGGUCAAGGUUGUUUUCGAUGUUGUGGUCUGGGAUGUUUAA
This is a messenger RNA of Psilocybe cubensis, 1224 nucleotides long. RefSeq lists its product as uncharacterized. The transcript has 2 exons. The coding region runs from base 1 to 1224 and encodes 407 amino acids. NCBI's taxonomy places the organism in Eukaryota, Fungi, Basidiomycota, Agaricomycetes, Agaricales, Agrocybaceae. The record is from RefSeq and is a predicted model, not a curated record.